Bradysia coprophila is the source of this 604-nucleotide messenger RNA. RefSeq lists its product as uncharacterized. Lineage: Eukaryota; Metazoa; Arthropoda; Insecta; Diptera; Sciaridae. The record is from RefSeq and is a predicted model, not a curated record.
AUUGUGUUGACAGUUAAACUUCUUGUUUGUUUAUUGAACUUUUAACCCUUAUCGACUUACAUUUUCAAUGCGACUGAUAAAACCUCGAGCGUCGGAUGUUCUAACAACUUAUUUGAAACAAUGUAAUGAACCGCCCUGGACGUCUUACUUUAUUAAGCAAAAAGAUGUAUCCAACGAUCAAUGGGGUAAAUCACAUUUUAACUGGACUCUAGAUAGUGGAAAUAAUUAUCAUAUUCUGCGAACAGGAUGUUAUCCAUACAUGAAAUAUCACUGCAGCAAGCGACCUUAUCAAGACCUUAGUUUGGAUGACAAUUUUUUCAGAGUCAUGAAAGUGAUAAAUUUGGGGAUUCCUCUACUGUUUUAUGGUUUAGCAGCAAUAGCUUUAAUCAAACACACGGAGAUUGUUCACAUGGCCGACGGGCAGAAGGUUCCAAUAUAUUUCUUGUAUCCAGAAGAUAAGGGAUCGCCUCAUUGAACUGAUUGGAGGUGAAUGCGAACUGAUCUAGUCAACGUUUAGUCGUUAGUUUAACUAUUCCGCCACUUCCUCAAAAUGUAUAAAUUCCGAACCCAAUUCUGUUAUUAAAAUUACCGAAAAGACGAAAGA